CCCUGAGUUUUAGCUGGGAGAGAAGGAUCCGGUCCCGGGACAGAGGGCGCCUUGAAACGGAUUGUUCAGAAGUGACUGGAGCACAAAGAGAAAGUGAUCCGAAUCAGAACCUGGAGGAGAAAGCGGCGGGACCAGAUCCGAGAGCAAGGAUCCGAGGGGACCCCAUAGAUCUCCGCCCUGCAGGACUGAGCUCAGUGUGAUCCGCCAGCAGAGGUGACACCAGGAGCUCCUGGGAGGGGGAGGCAGGAGGAACACAAGCACAACUUUGUCUCAUCGCUGCAGAUCUGAUUAUCCCAGCAAGAACUGGCAGGAGACACGUGUGACUGCAGCUCUGGAUCCUACUCCUCUGGCUGUACCCCAGAACAGGUGAUACCUUCUCAGUUUUCUUCCUAAUCCUUAACCAUGCAGGGUGUGCCCAAAGCCACCCUUCUCCAAGUCCUCUGCCUGCUGCUCGCCUUGUGUUUAAUUGCCAAUGCACAGCUUCACGGGGAAAAGGGCAUCUCAGUGCCAGAGCAUGGCUUCUGCCAGCCUAUCUCCAUUCCUCUGUGCACAGACAUUGCAUAUAAUCAGACAAUCAUGCCCAAUCUUUUGGGACACACCAAUCAAGAAGAUGCUGGGCUGGAGGUUCAUCAGUUCUACCCCUUAGUAAAAGUCCAAUGUUCUUCAGAACUGCGGUUCUUCUUGUGCUCAAUGUAUGCCCCGGUCUGCACAGUGUUGGAGCAAGCCAUCCCUCCCUGCCGCUCUAUUUGUGAACGUGCAAGACAAGGUUGUGAAGCCCUCAUGAACAAGUUUGGUUUCCAGUGGCCAGAGAGGUUAAGGUGUGAAAACUUUCCACGCCAUGGUGCAGAGCAGAUCUGCGUUGGACAGAACCACUCGGAAGAUGGUGGUCCUACACUGUUGACUACUAGCCCACCGCUCCAUGGGACUAUUGGACCAGUCAUCUAUGCCACACCUGACCAUCCCUUCCAUUGCCCCAGGAUGUUGAAGGUACCAUCCUAUCUGAACUACAGAUUUCUAGGAGAGAAAGACUGUGCUGCUCCAUGUGAACCUUCUAAAAGUGAUGGUUUCAUGUUCUUCAGUCAAGAAGAGAUCCGCUUUGCCAGAGUAUGGAUUCUUAUUUGGUCAGUACUUUGCUGUGCAUCAACGUUUUUCACAGUGACCACUUACUUGGUAGAUAUGCAAAGGUUUCGCUAUCCUGAAAGACCCAUUAUUUUCUUGUCUGGAUGCUAUACCAUGGUGUCUGUGGCGUACAUUGCAGGCUUCGUGCUUGGUGACAAAGUUGUUUGCAACGAGGGAUUCUCAGAGGAUGGCUAUAAAACUGUCGUACAAGGUACCAAGAAGGAAGGGUGCACAAUUCUCUUCAUGAUGCUGUACUUUUUUAGCAUGGCUAGCUCCAUCUGGUGGGUCAUUCUUUCUUUAACAUGGUUCCUGGCUGCUGGCAUGAAGUGGGGACAUGAAGCAAUAGAAGCCAAUUCCCAGUACUUCCAUCUGGCAGCGUGGGCAGUACCAGCUGUAAAAACCAUAACCAUCCUGGCAAUGGGGCAGAUUGAUGGAGACCUUCUCAGUGGAGUUUGUUUUGUAGGACUAAAUAGCAUCGACCCACUGAGGGGAUUUGUGCUGGCUCCUCUCUUUGUCUACCUGUUUAUUGGAACUUCAUUUCUCCUUGCUGGUUUUGUAUCUCUCUUCAGAAUUAGGACCAUCAUGAAACACGAUGGCACGAAGACAGAGAAGCUGGAGCGGCUGAUGGUGCGGAUUGGGGUCUUCAGUGUUCUUUACACUGUACCUGCAACAAUUGUCAUUGCGUGCUACUUUUAUGAGCAGGCCUUUAGAGAGCACUGGGAGCGUAGUUGGGUGAGCCAGAACUGCAAGAGCCUAGCCAUCCCCUGCCCACUGCAAUACACCCCACGCAUGACCCCAGACUUUACAGUCUAUAUGAUAAAGUAUCUCAUGACUCUCAUCGUUGGCAUCACUUCUGGGUUCUGGAUCUGGUCAGGCAAAACUCUCCAUUCGUGGAGAAAGUUUUACACCAGGCUUACCAACAGCAAACAUGGAGAGACAACUGUGUGAGGACUGAGGUGUUCUGAAUGGGGCCUGGAACCAACUUGGACUAAACGUUCUCCAGAUUUUCCUUAAAAAAAUUGGCACUCCAUGCUAUGUAUGUAGAUCUCCAUGUGUUACCUUCAGGCACAUCUUUCUGGAGUUGUAAUUAAGACUGUAAAUAGAUUUUUUGUAAAUUAUAUAUUUCUAUUUAAAUAUAGGGUUAAAAUUGGAGAAGUACAGAAAGAUUCCAAGGGAUAAAAGAUCCUUCUCCUUCAUUUCUCAAACAUUUUCAUUGACUUGACUGUGCCUUGUGAGAAAUGGAGGUAUGGAGACUGCUGACUGUUUUGUUUGACUCUUCCUGGAUAUUAUAUGCAGUAUUUUUAUUAUAAUUUUUUUAUUUUGCCCUUCUAAACCAUGGAUUUGUACUAGUUUUCCUACAAGCCAACCAAAGAACUUUAGAGAUCAUCUUAGUAUAUGUGAGGGCAUCCAUUGGUACAUCAACACCUUUACACAGAUCCCUGUGCUGCUGUUGUAGUAUGUUGGUAUGACACAACUGGAUUAUUAAAGGGGGUUGAUUUUUCUAAUACAUUAUUUCUCUAUUUUUUGCCUGAAUUUCAACAUUUUUCCUUUUUAUUUUAGGUUUCUAUUUGUGUUUGUAUAGUACAAUUUAUAAGGGGGCAGACAGUCCAGUACACGUCUAGAUGAUACCAGUUGGCUGGAGACAAUUUGUUGAUAUUCAGGUGUUUUCAUGGUACAGAUAAGACAGCUGUCAAAUCUUAUUUCUAUGUGUGUUUCAAACAUGCAGAGGGACAUGUAAACCUUGCUCACUAUAUGGGGUUUCAGUACGAACCAGCAUUCCCUCCAUUCUGAAUACAUACUGAUGUGUUAUUAAAUAUGUUGAUUUUUAUUCAUUUUGAAAUUAAAAAUGACAAAAAAAUAUUUUUGUUAAGAACCA
Messenger RNA from Bufo gargarizans (Asiatic toad), 2995 nucleotides. RefSeq names its product frizzled class receptor 2 (gene FZD2). The record is from RefSeq and is a predicted model, not a curated record. Gene Ontology annotation, cellular component: plasma membrane. Lineage: Eukaryota; Metazoa; Chordata; Amphibia; Anura; Bufonidae. Gene Ontology annotation, biological process: canonical Wnt signaling pathway; non-canonical Wnt signaling pathway. Bases 403 to 2067 code for a protein of 554 amino acids. Gene Ontology annotation, molecular function: Wnt-protein binding; Wnt receptor activity. The transcript has a single exon.